AUGCCUCAAGCCUCCAGCAACAACACUUCCAACUCCUCUUCUGGCAACAACACUCCCAACUCCUCUUCUGGCAACAGUACCCCAUACUCUCCAGCCAGCACACCUCAAAGCGUCACUUUCAUCAUCAGUCCUCCUACUUCGCCUUACCCUACGCCUGCUACCCCUUGGUCUCCUUAUGGGCAGAAUCCUUUUUAUGACAAGUGGAAAGAUCGCUGGGAGCUGGUGCCAGAGACUGACGAAAGGUUGACUGGAUGGAUGAGAACGAGACCUGGUGAAAGGGAAAUCGGUAAAGAUGUGGUAGAAGAGCAAGAUGGAUAG
Messenger RNA from Aureobasidium melanogenum CBS 110374, 318 nucleotides. RefSeq lists its product as uncharacterized. The record is from RefSeq and is a predicted model, not a curated record. Lineage: Eukaryota; Fungi; Ascomycota; Dothideomycetes; Dothideales; Saccotheciaceae. Bases 1 to 318 code for a protein of 105 amino acids. The transcript has a single exon.